Cadophora gregata is the source of this 1146-nucleotide messenger RNA. RefSeq names its product S-(hydroxymethyl)glutathione dehydrogenase (gene FLD1). Lineage: Eukaryota; Fungi; Ascomycota; Leotiomycetes; Helotiales; Ploettnerulaceae. Gene Ontology annotation, biological process: formaldehyde catabolic process. The coding region runs from base 1 to 1146 and encodes 381 amino acids. Gene Ontology annotation, molecular function: zinc ion binding; S-(hydroxymethyl)glutathione dehydrogenase [NAD(P)+] activity. Gene Ontology annotation, cellular component: cytosol. The transcript is spliced from 7 exons. The record is from RefSeq and is a predicted model, not a curated record.
AUGUCCUCGACUGUAGGAAAGACAAUAACCUGCAAGGCCGCUGUUGCGUGGGAGGCCGGAAAGGAAUUGACUCUAGAGACAAUCGAAGUCGCCCCACCAAAGGCUGGCGAAGUCCGCAUUGAGAUUUACUACACCGGCGUUUGUCACACUGAUGCCUACACACUUUCCGGAAAGGAUCCCGAGGGAGCUUUCCCGAUCGUCCUCGGGCACGAAGGAGCCGGUAUUGUAGAGUCUGUUGGAGAUGGCGUCACGUCCGUUAAGCCAGGGGACUAUGUCGUUGCUCUUUAUACCCCUGAAUGCAAGGAAUGCAAAUUCUGCAAAUCCGGCAAGACUAACCUCUGCGGAAAGAUCAGAGCUACACAAGGAAAGGGCGUUAUGCCAGACGGGACAUCGCGAUUCAAGUGCAAGGGUAAGGAUCUCCUCCAUUUCAUGGGAACCUCAACCUUCUCGCAAUUCACCGUUGUUGCCGAUAUCUCUGUGGUUGCCAUCACGAAAGAUGCUCCCAUGGACCGAACUUGUUUGCUAGGAUGCGGCAUUACAACCGGUUACGGAGCUGCCGUUGAGACUGCCAAGGUCGAGGAGGGUUCUACAGUUGCUGUUUUCGGAGCUGGCUGUGUCGGUUUAUCUGUCGUCCAAGGCGCUGUUGUGAGAAAAGCCAGCAAGAUUAUCGUCGUUGACCUGAAUCCCAAUAAGAAGGCCUGGGCGGAGAAGUUUGGGGCGACCGAUUUCGUAAACCCAGGCGAGCUCAAGAACCAGUCUAUUGUUGAGAAGCUGAUCGAGAUGACCGAUGGUGGUUGCGAUUAUACCUUUGACUGCACCGGAAACGUUGGUGUUAUGCGAGCGGCUUUGGAGGCUUGCCACAAGGGAUGGGGACAGAGCAUUGUUAUCGGGGUUGCUGCUGCCGGACAAGAGAUUUCGACAAGACCAUUCCAGUUGGUCACUGGUCGCGUAUGGAAGGGAUGUGCAUUUGGUGGUAUCAAGGGUCGCUCACAGCUUCCUGACUUGGUUGAUGACUAUAUGAAGGGCAAGCUCAAGGUCGACGAAUUCAUCACUCACCGCAAGCCGCUUGCCGAGAUCAACAAUGCUUUUGACGACAUGAAGGCUGGUGACUGCAUUCGUUGCGUUGUGAAUAUGCGCGACUCGUAG